Molecule: messenger RNA, 743 nt
Organism: Ceratitis capitata (Mediterranean fruit fly)
Lineage: Eukaryota; Metazoa; Arthropoda; Insecta; Diptera; Tephritidae
Exons: 2
Coding region: 131-583 (150 amino acids)
Biological process (GO): apoptotic signaling pathway; apoptotic process; positive regulation of apoptotic process
Cellular component (GO): Ino80 complex
Molecular function (GO): DNA binding
Source: RefSeq, a predicted model, not a curated record
GAAAGCAAUUAUUCAGGUAUUCAUAUUUUUAUCAAAACAUAAACAACCGUAAAUUAAUUCGAUUUCCCAGGAUUAAACGUGUGAUCCGACAUAUUAAAAUUAUUUUAUGGAUUAAUAAAUUAAAGCAGAUAUGCUUCUUGACGAUAAGGACAAAAAGUACAAAUUAAUUGUCGAAAAGAUUUACCAACGUUGCCAAGAACUGCAAACAGAAAAUGAGCGUUGUGUGCUACGCAUAAACACAGUAAAAAAGCUAUUGAGAAGACGUACUCGUGAUGUGGAAUUAUUGAAGCGGCGGCUUGACAAGCACAAUGACAUUUGGCGACAACUUCCGAUGGUGGCACCUCAUCCAAAACGUAAAAUAGAGCAGAAACGUGGUCCUAAACCAAAACCGAAGAACAUUACUGAGGAACCAACAGAUGGUAAAGUUAAGAAGGUGCGCAAGCAACGCACGAAAAAGAAUCCUAUACCGCAAGUUCAAAGUACCGUUGAAGGUAGUAUGCAGCGUUUACCACAGUUUGUGCAGCAUCAAGAGCAACAACUACUACUUCAACAACAAUUUGUACAAUAUAAACCAGAUAUUUGAAAGAAUAUUUAGGCAUUUAAUACACUUUUAUCCUUAAUUUUUAGUUUAAUUUGUUUAUAUAGCACAUAUCUGAAAGAGCUCACUAGGAGCUUUUGAUAAUAUAUAGCAAGCAGUUUCUUCGAAAUACAAAACAAAAAAUGUUUUUAUUAACAUCAAGUAA